UAUAUAUAUAUAUAUAUAUGUCUAUUAAACGGUACAACGAUGUUAUUGGAAACAGAGAUAUGGGCACAUGCAAAUGUUAUCGUAUCAACAGCAUGGCACAAAGAACACAGAUAUGAACCGAUAUGAAGUUAAAGUAAAAUACUGCAAAGAACGAAAUCUCAACACUGUCAUAACAACAAGAGGCCCAUGUACUAAGAAACCAACAUUAAAACUAGGCGAGACGCAAAAAAUAAUGAUAGUUCAAAAACGAACGAAGACAUGUUAUCUUGUACACUCUAUGGAGAGUAGAAAGUCUGUUAUCACCUUGUGUGAUAAACUACGCGAAGUAGAAAAUAACUUGAGACGCAUCCAGAAAGUUGAAAAGUACGACAUGUGCUUGAUAUUUUUUGGCGCUGAAUGGUACCGUGGGAAAAUUAUGGACGAGGCGAACGAUGGUAUGUUAAAAAUUUACUUGAUUGACAUUGCACAAACGAUGUUGUUUAACCGAAGAUAAGUCUACGAAAUGCCAAAGCACUUUGAAGGAGAGUCUUUAUUAAUUGAAAUUGUUGUAAUACCUCCGCCAAAAGAAAUGCUAACUACUGUUUAUGCUAACGUAGUAGCAAUAAAAACUAUUGGACCGAGUACGGUGGUGAAACUGAUUUGAUUAUAAAAUACUAUACUACCUUAUAACUCCUAUUCAUUUGCAUUCGACAGUCAAUGUAUAUAUUCCUUAACUGUCAAUGAUGUCUUUUUAUAUUAUAUAUAUUUUUUUCAUUACAUUUAUUAUGAACUAUUUGUAUUUUCAUA
Molecule: messenger RNA, 786 nt
Organism: Daktulosphaira vitifoliae (grape phylloxera)
Lineage: Eukaryota; Metazoa; Arthropoda; Insecta; Hemiptera; Phylloxeridae
Exons: 2
Coding region: 68-493 (141 amino acids)
Source: RefSeq, a predicted model, not a curated record